Lotus japonicus is the source of this 1432-nucleotide messenger RNA. Its product is annotated as 28 kDa ribonucleoprotein, chloroplastic. Bases 128 to 1045 code for a protein of 305 amino acids. Lineage: Eukaryota; Viridiplantae; Streptophyta; Magnoliopsida; Fabales; Fabaceae. The record is from RefSeq and is a predicted model, not a curated record. The transcript has 4 exons. Gene Ontology annotation, cellular component: cytosol. Gene Ontology annotation, molecular function: mRNA binding.
UAAAACACCAAAACAGUCAAGACACCAAUGUCCCUUAUCCAUUUCACUUCCCCUUCCAAAACCUCUCCAGAAUGAGAAUGGAGUAACCCAACUCAACCCAACCUCGUGGUUUCUCUGAUUGAAUGCAAUGGCGCUGCUACGUGUUCUGUGUUUAACUUCUUCAACAACAACAACUCACAUAUCCACACAAAACCAUUCACCCUCUUUCUCAUCCCUUGAGAUUCACCACAAGAAGAACAACAACAAACCUUACUCCCAAUCUUCAUCUCACAACCACUCCACCAAGCUCACUUUUUGCCACAUACCCUUUUCGUUUCGCCUUCCAUGUCUAUCAAUCACGCACAGUACCAGAGCCAACACUCUCACAUUCGCUUCUUCCACUACCCAACAACAACAAACCGAGGAAGCCACCACUGAAGAAUUUUCUACAACCAGGUUGGUUGCUCAGAACGUGCCAUGGACAAGUACCCCUGAAGAUGUUCGGUCUUUGUUUGAGAGAUAUGGAACGGUUCUCGAAGUUGAGCUUUCUAUGUAUAACAAGACCAGAAGUAGGGGUUUGGCGUUUGUUGAAAUGAGCUCCCCAGAAGAGGCUCUUGAGGCUCUCAACAAGCUCGAAUCGUAUGAGUUUGAGGGUCGCGUAUUAAAACUCAACUAUGCUCGACCAAAAAAGAAGAAAGCGCCGCCACCCGUAGUGCAACGGAAGCCAGUAACAUUUAACUUGUUUGUUGCAAACUUGUCCUAUGAAGCGACGUCUAAAGAUCUCAGGGAGUUUUUUGACUCAGGAAGUAGUCAAGUUGUUUCUGCAGAGGUUGUAUUUCAUGAGGACCCUAGAAAAUCAACUGGUUAUGGAUUUGUGUCCUUCAAGUCCAAGAAAGAAGCCAAUGCAGCUCUUUCUGAGUUCCAAGAAAAGACUUUUAUGGGAAGGUCACUCAGGGUAGCGCCUAGUAAGCGAUUUGUUCAACCACUUGAAGAGAGCAGUGCAAAACCUGAAGAUACAUCUACUGAGUUGAGCGUGAAUGGGGCAGGAGUUGACAAUGCUGAUUGAUAUCAUUAUUUCCCUGCUGCAUUUCAAAUAUUCUUGAUGCUGUAUGCCAUUACAUCGAAAGUUUUGAUAGUGUGCUCAUUCUACUGAUUAUGCAGAAGUCUUUGAUUGGUUUAAACUGUGUUUACAGGUAGUUUGCACCUUUUCGAACCAAAGGCUCAACAGAUACAAGAAAUGAAUAGAUAUGUUAGUAUAAGCAUUUCUGUGAUUGUAGAAAUGGAUAGUCUUUGUAAGUGAAUGGUCACAUUUCUAUGGAAUCAAGGUAUUUUCAUUUCAUUGUUUGAAGUUAGAAGGCUACUAUAUCUCUAGAAAGCAAGAAACAUAUCUGUAAUAGUGAUUUUGUUUGCAUCUUUAGUGCUGGUUACAUCACAUUGACAUAUUGAUACAGCC